AUAAUAUUUUGGAAAUCAAGGACUGUGCCAUAUUCUCUCUGUCUUUUACAGCUUGGUGUUUCACUUGGCACUUUGGGAGCAAUACCAGCAGCAGCAUUGGACCCUAACAUUACUGCACUGGGAGAAAUACCCCAGCCACCAAUAAUGGGGAAUGUGGACCCAUCCAAAAUUGAUGAAAUCAGGAGAACAGUUUAUGUUGGAAAUUUGAAUUCACAGACCACAACAGCUGAUCAGCUGCUUGAAUUCUUUAAGCAAGUUGGAGAAGUCAAAUUUGUGCGAAUGGCAGGAGAUGAGACUCAACCAACACGAUUUGCUUUUGUGGAAUUUGCAGACCAGAAUUCUGUACCUCGAGCUCUUGCCUUUAAUGGAGUUAUGUUUGGAGACAGGCCACUAAAAAUAAAUCACUCCAAUAAUGCAAUAGUGAAGCCUCCUGAAAUGACACCGCAGGCUGCUGCCAAGGAACUGGAAGAAGUGAUGAAGAGAGUAAGGGAAGCUCAGUCUUUCAUAUCUGCUGCUAUUGAGCCAGAGUCUGGAAAGAGCAGUGAAAGAAAAGGCGGUCGAUCUCGUUCCCAUUCUCGUUCAGAAUCCAGGUCUAGCUCAAAAUCCCGAUCUAGAAGGAAAAGAUCACAUUCAAAACACAGAAGUCGGUCUGGCAACAGAUCACUCUCAAGACACAAGGACAGGCGCAGAUCCAGAAGUCCCCUGAAAAAACGAUCUAGAUCUAGGGAAAGGCGAAAAUCAAGAAGUCGGUCUCGUUCUCGGGACAAGAAAAGAGACAAAGAAAAGGUCAAGGAAAAAGAAAAGACCAAAGAAAAGGAGAGAGACCGAGACAAGGAGAAGGAAAGAGACCGGGAUAGAGACAAAGAAAGGGAAAGAGAGAGAGAUAAAGAGAGAAACAGGGAUAAGGACAGGGAUAAAGACAAAGAUCGAAACAAAGAUCGAGAGAGAGUCAAAGAUAGGGAUAGAGACAGGGACAAGGAGAGGGAAAAGGAAAAAGAUGAGAAGGAAAAAGACAGGGAAGAUGUAGAUCAGAACAAGGAAAAAGAUGAUGACAAAGAUGGGGAGAAAGAUAGAGAGAAGGCAAAGGAUAGGGAGGGAGAUAAGGACAAGGGAGGGGACAAAGAGAAAGACAGAGAAAAAGAAAAGGAAAAAGAUUGGGAUAAGGAGAGGGAGCGAGAAAAAGAGAGAGAUGAUAAAAAGAAGAAAGAUAAGAGAUCCAGAACUCCCCCAAGAAGCUAUAGCUCUUCAAGAAGAUCGCGUAGCUCCAGCAGAGAAAGGCGCAAGAGGAAGAGUAGAAGUCUUUCUAAGUCUCCUAAAACAUCCAAAGGAACAAAGAGAAAGUCUUCACGAACUCCUUCUCCCAGAAGAAACAAGAAAGAAAAAAAAAGAGAACGAGAUACAUGUAAUGAAGGAAGAGAAAGAGAACGCUCCACCUCCAAGAAAAAAAGUAGUAAAGAGAAAGAGGGAAGGGAGAGAUCUGACAAAAGCACCACUACUUUGAAGGAUAAAGAUCACGCUAAAGAGGAUCAGAGUUCAGAAACUGACAAAGAUGUUGACAACAGAAAUACACAAAGGACAGAUGAAGUCAAACUUCAGCAGAAUGGAAACUGUCAACCAAAUGAAGAUAACCUCUCAAUUAAAAUGGAAGAGGUUUAAAGCAAAGAAUCAACCUCUGUUUCAACUAAGGAAUGAAAUCCAAAGCUUCUUAUUUCCCAGAAUGAGGAAGAAAACGUCAAAGCAAUCAACCUGACCAUGUUGAUAGCACUAGUAGCUCUUUCAAUUCUUGUGAUAGCUUUGUUGUCUUCUUGCUGUAAGGCAAGAAAGCACGGACCAGUAGGUUAUACCAUGAAAAAGCAUAUGUCAUCAGAACUAUUCAUCUCUGAAACUCCAUGCAUUUCCAUGAUGGCUGUACUUAUAGGUAAAAUAAUUUAUGUUAAGUUUUGCCAUAGGCUGUUAAAUAGAAACUGAAAGAAGUAAACCUUUACUACCCAUUAAAAAAAAAGGAAAAAUAGCUGAAGAUAAACAUUGAAAGUUGUUUUAAAAUGUUGCUUGUUGAUGAAUUUUAUGUUAUUUUACUUUGUGAGUUAAGAAGUCCACAGAAACUUCAAUGUGUACUUUUUAUGUGCUUGGAAGCGGUGCAUAAAUGUACACACUUUCUUUUGGUGUAAAUGGCAGCUGUUGGAAAAGUUUUUAUGGUUCUUAUGAUAUAUGCCUAAUGACUAGUAUGUUCUUCAUUUGCUCACUGCUUGGGGUUUGUGGGUUUUAUUAUUUAAAACAAUUUCUUACCAAUAUCCCUAAACUCAGUAUUUGCUUAAAAUAUUUGAACAAUGCAUGCUACUUUUCUGUUCCUAAAAGGAACAUUACCAUGUAUGAUGAUAAUAGGUUAGCUUAUUGAAUUAUUUUCAGGUUGUUUUGUUUUGUUGUUCUCUUCUGUUCUAGAAUUGAGCACAUCUGUAUAUUAGGAAAACUUAACAGCUUUCUUUUUUGACAUGUACUGCAGUGUGUCUGUUCAGCUGCAAAUGGUACAGGUGCCGUUAUGAAAUUAAAUUUUUUCUUAACUUGUUCAAGAAAUUUGAGAGCACAAGCAUAAGCUUUAGUGCCUUCUUAAAACGUGGUAUUUUCAAGAAAUAUGUAUGUGCUAUUAUACAUUUUCAGCUAAAUCUUGCAUCAUCUCUAUUGCUGUUUUGCCACUACCAUACUAUAGACAAGAAUGCAAGUGAUUUUCCAGAAUGGAUGUUUAGUUCACUUGUUUAAGUAGAACAGGUCCAUUUUUACAAUUAUUUUUUAUUUUCAGGAAAGGUAGAGUAAAUGUAAAGAUGCAUUUUGGGGACCACCACUGUACAAAUAAAGUAGCUGAAUACAAAGUAUUUUCUGAACACCUGCAUCACAGGCAGCCCUUAAGAUACUAAUUACAUUUGGAUGGCCUUAACAAUUACCUCUCCAUCGUUUUCUCUGAUAUCCAUCAGAUGUUGUAAAAUGAAUUUAAUACAGAGCUGGGGGUGGAAAAUACUUGGGGAAGAAAUGUUCUAAUUUACAUAGCAGUUAUAUGUUAGAGAAUCUUUUUUCAUUCUUUGGUGAGAAAGCAUGUAAGAAGCAAAUGACAAAGCAGGUUUUUUUUUUUUUCAA
Meleagris gallopavo (turkey) is the source of this 3126-nucleotide messenger RNA. NCBI's taxonomy places the organism in Eukaryota, Metazoa, Chordata, Aves, Galliformes, Phasianidae. The record is from RefSeq and is a predicted model, not a curated record.